CCCGAUGCAAGGUGACGACGUGAACUCAACUUGUUGAACGAACAACAUUUCUUGACUCUCUUCGCUCUCUCUCCAACUCUCUCUUGCCUCUCGUUCAUCGCUCGGUUUUUCUUUCUUGCUCCAGAAGAGGAUUCGCUCUCACCAACAAAAAAUCUCCUCUUCCCCGUCACUCAUUUUUUCUCUUUUAUCUGCUCAGUCCCUCUUUGUUCCUCAACCCGGACCUGGAAAUAUCUUUCCUUUCAUCCAGUCCUUCUGAACCACCUUUCCUUUGAGCCAUUCACUCACGGGCUAGUCCCUCUUACCCUCGAUACCAGUCCUUUUCUUCCCUGACACAGGCUUGUCACCGGUGACAGUACCCUCUCUGCGCAAAACACUCCUUCCAGAGAUCCAAGAUAUCACAGUCUCCUUCGAGAGUCUCGAUAUCCUCUCUCAAAACACCAGCGCUCUUCCCAAGGCACUCCUUUUCUCCACUGUCGAGCCAGAUCUCCAGUCAUCUUCAUCGACUUCGAAAACAUCACUUCUGUCGCAAUGGCCGGACUCAAGCAAAUCGUCCUCGCGGCUUCGCUGUUGACCUCUUUGGUCGCGGCUGUUCCCAUGCUCGACAAACGCGCCAUCUACACCAACACUGUGACCGAGAUCGCGUGGGUAACUGUCGAAGAAACCACCACCAUCUGGGUUGACCCGUCUGACCCCACUCCGGCUCCUUCUCCUGCUGCCAGCACAACCAGCAGUGUUCCAGCAGCUGUCUUCGCCGCGGCAACUUAUACGCCAUCCACCCUCUCAACCGCUGCUGUUGUCCCCGUGGAGGCUCCGUCAUCCUCGUCGUGGUCCUCUCCUGCCGCUCCUGCCGCGUCCCCAGCCACUUCUUCCCCCGUUGUUGCACCGGUUCCGGCCGCGGAGCCAUCAUCUUCGUCUGCUGCGGCUCCUUCCUCCUCUGCUGCCCCAUCCAUGGUCAAUGUCCAACCUAAGGAUACGGUCGGCACCGAUGGUACCUGCGAGGGUUCGGGAGACGCGUGCCAGGGUGAUGUGACCCACUGGGAUGGAGGUCUUGGUGCAUGCGGCUGGAACGUCGAUACCAGCAGUGAUUAUGAAAUCGCCCUUCCCUACGCCUUCAUGGGCACUCAGUCCAACGGCAACCCAUAUUGCGGUCGCUCGGUCACUCUGUACAACCCAACUUCGGGCACCACAGUUCAGGCCACUGUGGGUGACAAGUGCAUGGGCUGCACUGACCGAGCCAUCGACUGUACUGAUGCCCUGUUCAACGCCAUUACCGAUGGGACAGGUGAUGGCCGUGUGAGCGGUAUCCAAUGGUGGCUGAACUAGAUUUUUCCCACCAUGCCACUCGUUCAUCGGGACCGACACCCCAGGCUCCUGCAUCUGUUUGCCGAGCAAACACGUGCAGAGCCUUUCGACAACUGACAUUCACAAUCAGAGUGCUUCCGGGAAGCUUCGUUGUCAGAAAAUCAACGUCAGUGCACCAAGAGCGACCGCCGCGAGAGCGCUUGCUCUGGGCACACUGUUUUAAAGUUUCCAGCAUGACGAGAUUGUAACGAAAAUUAUGAACACAGAAUCAAAAAGCAUAUGGCUCAACCCACGAGAGUUAGCCACGGUGCAAGGGCGAGAAUGGGAAACAUCAUUUUAUCUUCUUGAUCACCACCGUGUCGGUCUUUCCGCCGACAUGGCUGGCCUUUUAAGGGGGGUUUUGAAAGGCGCUCUGGGUUGGAUACAGACACUAGAGAAAACGGUACAUACCAUCAUGUUCUCUUGGUUGGGCAGCAAAGCCUACCUACACAAGAGCCUAUUCAAUGCAAUGAAUUUGCAGCACCA
Molecule: messenger RNA, 1827 nt
Organism: Cladophialophora immunda
Lineage: Eukaryota; Fungi; Ascomycota; Eurotiomycetes; Chaetothyriales; Herpotrichiellaceae
Exons: 2
Coding region: 529-1323 (264 amino acids)
Source: RefSeq, a predicted model, not a curated record